Exophiala oligosperma is the source of this 1251-nucleotide messenger RNA. RefSeq lists its product as uncharacterized. The record is from RefSeq and is a predicted model, not a curated record. Lineage: Eukaryota; Fungi; Ascomycota; Eurotiomycetes; Chaetothyriales; Herpotrichiellaceae. The coding region runs from base 1 to 1251 and encodes 416 amino acids. The transcript is spliced from 2 exons.
AUGAAGACCUCUACAGCUGUUUUAAGCCUUUCUCUGGCGGUUUCCGCGUUUGCGCAAGUCCAGCCGGCUGGUGUGACCCAGCCUAUCGUGGAGAAAUGUGGUUCUAAUGGCAGUGUUGUCUGCGUGAACAAAUAUAGCGCUGUUCUACCCUACCACUUCAAUCGGUCCAUCUCGAACAAUAAGGCCGACUACGAUUACCGCAAUACCAGUGUUGGCAAUGCAUCCACUUGGGACCUUCUGGGACCUGCCGACUUUGUCGUCUUUGACCGAGAGCGCGGCUUGCAAUAUCUCGGAGACAGCCCAAGCUAUGAGUUUAUGUUCCCUGUCUCGAGUGCCGUGCACGAAGCUCCAAUCUAUGCGCCCAAGCAGAACCUGCUAUUUAUUUCUCAACUGGCUCCACCAACAGGCGUCUUGCCUCAACUCGUCGUUGAUCUCAACCAAAAUCCGCCAACCUUGAGCAACUACACCCCCAACCCACCCAUAUAUGCACCCAACGGCGGUACCUUCCGCAAUGGUGAACUGCUCUUUGCUGCAAGCGGCGGCAUUGACGAGCUGGGAGGAACUGAGCAAAGGGUCUCACUGCGAACGGUUGACCCUGCCACAAACAAGUCAACUGUGCUGUUGAACAAUUAUUUCGGAUUCUAUUUCAAUAACAUGGAUGAUGUGGUGGUUCAUCCAACCACGAGAGAUAUCUUCUUCACGGAUCCAGACUACAGUUACUUCAAUGCUCUGACUGAUACUGCACCGCAACUGCCAGCUGCAAGCUACCGGUUUGACCCAGCUACAGGUGCAGUGUUCCUCAUUGACGACACGCUCAUGCAACCCAACGGAAUCGCCUUCAGCCCUGAUGGUCAAACGCUAUACAUCUCCGACACAGGAGCCGUCUAUGGCACAAUAGCACCUGGCUAUGGAGGUGAUGGUACUCAGUUCAAUACGACCGCACCACGCACAAUCUACGCGUUUGAUGUUACGAACAAUGGCACAAGAGUUUCGAAUAAGAGAUCAUUCUAUCUCGCGCAAGAUUGGGUUCCUGAUGGAUUGAAGGUCAGCAAGGAAGGUCUCGUCCUCACUGGCUCGGGACACGGUGUUGAUGUGAUUGACGAUGUUGGUCAACUUAUCAUGCGUAUUCAGACCAACUACACCGUCCAGAACUUUGCCUGGACUGGCGAGAAUCUCUCGACACUCUGGCUCAUGGGCAAUAAUGGAAUCAGCAAGGUGGAAUGGAAUAUCACAGGCCAAACUUUGGUUUGA